AUGCUCGAACGGGCAACGGGCUGCCUCGAGAACGCGGGACGGCGUUUACUUCAGGAUUCCAAUGGUGUGGUACGAAGCAAGAACUCUCUGCCUAGUCAUAUCUGGAAUUACAAUGCCGCUGGAACAGACACCCCCAACUGGUUUCUCGCGCUUUUGCACGCAUCAGGUCAACGAUCGUCCCCCGUUCUCAAUACCCAACAUGAAGGCAGAGGAUCGAGCGAUGGAAUAGGGCCAUCGCUCGACUUUUUGUACCCUAGACAAGGUCAAGCGCUGACAGUCUCACAUCUGUUUCGCACCCAAAAAAGGACUGGGUCUCGGAGGAAAAGAUCGCACUUGAGCUUCUCAAGAAGUUAUGUUUCCAUUUCGAGCCUUCCCAGGGCUACCCCAGAGGCUUCAUCUAGCCAUGAAGAUAUACCUGAGCGGGCCCAAGAGCCUCAAAAUCCCGAAUCUCCCCAGGAGGACGGGAAAGCGAACGCCGACCUCCAUGCCUUUCUUCAGAAGAAUGGCACAGAAUUCGACAAAGCCUGGGUGCUGUACAUUGCAGCCGGAUACCCAUCGAAGCUCAGGUCUGCCCUCUGUGCUUAUUUGAGUAAAUCGCGUAAUCGCAAGGACCAGCGACGAACAUGGGAGCUUUUCAAACUCAUUGGGCCCCAGGAUCGCACCGAGUUGGACUACAAGAAUGUCAUGAAAUCACAGCUUUUUACAGAAGAUGGGGUAAAACCUCAUCGCUUGCAACGAAUUUGCAAUGAAAUCAUUCGUACGCCAAUGCCAUUUGCACCAAACAUCAUUGGCCUAGCCCUGGUUCACAUGGUCAAAACCAGACAGUGGAAAAAUAUCGACCACGUCUGGAAAAUGAUAUUGCAAGCACAACCGAACAGUCAACUGACAUUGAGCUCCUUGUUGCUUCAAUUCAAUCGUUUCGAGUUUCUUGAUUAUUCCCUCGCAAGGCACCUCCUUACCCUAGCGGAUCAUCUAAAGGAUGAGAAAAAACCUUCAAUUAACGAUUUCGCCCGUCGCUUAGUUGAUCGAUUCAUUAUGUCUCCCGACAUGGUCAAACUUACACCGAUAACGACUUUGCUUCCACUGUUGCGUCAAUACUGUUCCCUCGGCCUUUUGAGCCAAAUACAUUAUUUGGAACUGAUCAAACUGUUCCACUUGUCAGAAGAGAGAUCAGAAUUCGUCAAAUCCGUCCUUCUUUAUCGCCAAUAUCGGUUGGAUUUGCCGGAUGCACUACCAAGUAAAAGAGUUUUGCAUCGGAUGAUUGGACGCUUCUCAGAACUCCAGAUGACGGACUGUCUCCCUUACUUCUUGGACGAGGAGGCCCACUUUUGGGAAAAGCCGAGCGUUUUUGCAUAUAGAGAGGCUCUGAUUGGGUUUUCCAGGGUUGGGGAUGCACCAAAAGUUCAUGAACUAUUCAAUAGCUUCUUGGCAGACCACCCAACCUUCCUUAAGCAACGUGAGAACCCAGAUGUUCACCGAUUGGUGGCUCCACUUCUUGUCGUGCACGCGCGGCUAGGUGAUGUGCAAGAGACCCGACGGCAAUUCCAACGUAUCUCUGCAGAGUUAGGUAUUAAGCCGAACACAGUGUGCUGGAACAUUCUACUUCUGGCGCAUACCACCGCUGGAGAUUUAUCAGGUGCGGUUUCUGUGUUCUCACAGAUGCAGAGAAACAAAAUGCGUUUGAAUUCAUAUUCAUUUGGCACACUGAUGGGGCAUUUCGCCAAGCGACGAGACAUCGAAACUGUUCGUCGAUUGCUCAAAGAGGCGCAAAGCAGCAAAGUGCAAAUUACAAGGCCAAUCCUCGAUACGGUUGUACAGGUGUACCUCAACAAUGGUGAAUUGACUCAGGCAGAGCAGCUUAUCGAGAAAAGCUGGAAUUUGGCGGAUGGAGGGUCUCCAUUGCGAAUGUGGAAUUCUCUUUUAGCUGCAUAUGCGUUCAGGGUAUCCAAGUUUUCCUUCCGGCGCAUCUUGGACCGCAUUGGAAAGCUAGGACUGACACCGGAUGCUAUGACCUACGGGGCCAUCAUGCUUGCCUACGUGUAUGCCAUGCAGCCAGAUCGUGCCCGUGCUACUCUCAGAACCAUGCACCAAACUGGCCUCAAAGCCACCGAGUAUCAUUAUAACAUCCUUUUGCUUGGAUAUGUGAACCAGCGGAACCGCGAUAUGGUUCACGUCAUCUUUCAAGAAAUGCAAACGCGCUUCGGUCGAGUCGCCAUGGAUGCCAGCCUGUUGAACCUGAGAAUGCAGAUUGCGAGAGAUCUGGAGAACGCAAAUGACAGCCAAAUGCCGCUUGAAGACAUUGAAUUGGAGAACGCACAAAAGACACUCGUUCGCUCAAUCACACAAUUCAAUGCUCACCCCUCACCAGUCAAGCACCGAUCAGCUAGUUCGUUCGAGGGUUCUUCCCUAGACGCCUUUACUGCCAAGCAUUAUCAACUACUGAUCCAAGCAUACGGCACAGAGGCUGGUCCCGAAAAGGCACUCCAACUCUUGAAUCAAUACAUGCGACAACGCCAAUCCGAUGAUGCAUUGGAAUCAUUACCGAUCAUAUUCAUCAGAGCCACCAUGCUUGCUGCCUUGCGAGCCCACAAGUUCAAACAAGUGGAAGAGUGUUGGGGAAAUGUCUUGGUUGGUGUCAGUAAGACAGCCGUUACUUUUGACAUCAACGAACUUUUCCCUUCACCAUCGUCAACGUCAGCUCUACAAAGGCCAGCAGAGUCUUCUCGGUCGCUAACAUCCUCAACAUCCACCAAAGCAAAUAAGUCCAAAAUUCUCCCUGCUCACCGUUUCACUCUGGAUACUCCACUCUCGCUUUACUUGCGAUCUUUGGCUUGUCGAGACGAAUAUGAGAAGAUACAUAAAGUUGUGGCCGAAGUCCAGGCAGCAGGCUUUGCAUUGACUGGUUUCAACUGGUCGACCUAUAUCAGGAUGCUCGCGACAUCUGAGAAUUACAACGACAUUACCCAGGCCUUCCGAAUGUUCGAAGACAAAUUCAUUGCUCACUUCCCUGGUUGGCGGUGGUUCCUCAAGGGAUAUGGCGUGAGGCCCAUAAAUGCUCCUGUGACACUUCUUCAUCUUGAAGGUCGCUGGGGUGCGACCAAAUCCCGCAGGAUGAUGGGAAAAUUGGCCCGAAAGCAGUGGCGCAAAAUCGAGCCUGAUUACAUGCACCCUCAUUACCCGACCAUGGUGCAAUUAGCUAGCACGCUGAAACGGCUCCGGCAUACAAGUAUCAUGGAGGGGAAUGGGCACUUAGCCAGUCUCUAUAAAAUUGCCCCAAAGACGAUUGAUGCCCUUGCCGCGAUGCCAUCCGUGCGAGAUAAAUACCAGGCCACAAUCCUUCGCGGCACAGCUUCAAAGAAAGAUAUUAUCGCAAGUCCGAUCAAGCUACAUUCCACGCCCUCCGGUGCUCUUGGCCUCGACUCGAAAGUCAAAAAACGCACCUUUGAUGACGCAAUCCAGGAGCCUUUCGAACUGAAGAAACAACAAUACCCUGAGCGCUCCGCCGUUGACGAGUCGAAUCUCACGGGCUUCCUCACCAAGGCUCAAGAGCAAGCCCUGAGUCCCUUGUCGAGCAUCCUUCCUCGCGAGGACCGAAUUGAGCUUGAGACUGAACUCUAUGAACAAGCCGAAAUAACAAGCAACUGGUUGUCACGAAAUGCGCGCCAUAAAAAGGCCAUCGCUCGCGCACUCGCAAACAAGAAGCCCAAUACCGCUAGGUUUAUCAGACGAUAUGGGCGCAGGGCACGACGCGCCUAUUCCAACAAGCUCAGUCCCGAGCGGCGACUGUUUGACAAGAGCAAUCGCAAGUGGAAGCUGAAGACUCCAGCGUACCGUCUCUUCAAGCCUGACAGUGGACUUCAUGUGAAAGUCGGGCAACGGAAGUCCACUUCCAAAUACAAGAAGAGGUCCUGGACCUUCAAGUGA
Messenger RNA from Penicillium paradoxum, 3924 nucleotides. Its product is annotated as putative translation regulator (Cya5). Gene Ontology annotation, molecular function: protein binding. The transcript has a single exon. The record is from RefSeq and is a predicted model, not a curated record. The coding region runs from base 1 to 3924 and encodes 1307 amino acids. Lineage: Eukaryota; Fungi; Ascomycota; Eurotiomycetes; Eurotiales; Aspergillaceae.